AGUACUGAAUGCACCCAAUGCGUUCUGAAGUUCAUUAAGAAAAUAGUAAAUCCUUUUGUUUAUGGUCGUGCAAGUGAAAUUGAAAACAGUAAAAUACGAGUUUCUGAAUACGACGUGAAAAGCAACGUGAGGACAGUUUACUUUCUAAACAGUUGUUAUACUAUCGCAAGUGUUUUGAAUUUUAAGCUUUAAAUAUAUGAAGUUGUGUGAUAAAAUACUAGGGAAAAUAGUUACACAAAAUAUUGCAUGCACAUAAUCGAGCAACGUUUAAACCAAAUUAGGCGGGAAACUUAGAAUUCGAAUCAAUCAUGAAGAGAAAAGCCAGAAAAACGAGACGUCAGAUUUUGGCAGAAAAGACUGCAGCACAGCAGCUGCUGAUCAACAAAGCGAACACAUUGAGCAAUCCUUUGGAUACUCUGCCCGAGUUUCAUGAGUACGUUACAAAGAAUGACGAUGUGAUAAAAAUCUCUUGCACCAGGGCUAAGAAUGCACAGUCAGAAUGUCUCUCUUGGAUUUUUGAUAUUAUGGAGAGAAAUGUGAAAGAUAUGUAUAAGCGAUCUAGUUGGGGCUGGGAUGCGGCUGAGAAACAAGCAGAACUGACAGAGGAAACAGCUUGGUACCUGGUAGCAUCGUGUAACAAUACAUUUCUAGGAUUUUCACAUUUUCGAUUUGACAUUGACCAUGGUGAUGUGGUGUUAUAUUGUUACGAGUUACAAUUAGAGCCAUUGAUCAGGCGCAAAGGACUUGGCCGUUUUAUGAUGUCGGCCUUGGAAUCUAUGGCAAGUCAGAACCAAAUGCAAAAAGUUGUCUUGACUGUUUUCGCGCACAAUCCAACGGCAAUACAAUUUUUCUUUGCCCUUGGGUAAGGAGAACUCUACAAGUACUAAUGCAAAUAUCAGCAUUCACAUCAUUAAUACAAAUUAGACCAUACGAGCCCACCUGCUUCGGCGAAGUUGGAUUACAUGAUCUUGAGUAAACAAAAUUUACGCGGAUAAAUAGAAAGCAAUACUUACUUAUGCUAAAUACUUUCUUCCUGAUUAAGACUGCGUCUUGUGAAACAAAAUUGGUAGUAUUUGAUGUGGACACAAGUUUAUAACGGGCGACUUCAGAGAUGGUCCAACAUUGUGGAACGUUAGGGGCGCUUUGCUUAUCGUCCAGUCUUCCAUGUCAUUGAGAAAUUUCGUUAAGUCGAUCUCGCCCGAUUCCGAGACGUUGAAGUGUCGUAGGAGAGGAUUGUUGAAACACAUAUCUAAGGCAGGUUGAUGCAACACCAUACCGAUACCUUUGCCGGCGCCCUCGGGUAUCGGAAAUACUCGAAGACUAAUGAUGCUUAAGUCUACUGGAAGAUCGUAUCGAAGCGGCGAGAAAUGCGCAUGCAGAUCGAAUGGCAGAGAGUUGUGAGGAUGCAACGCUACCACUGGAUGCAGUAACUCUUCCAAUGCCAGAUGACCACUCAAGGACAACAGUCCCGCGGGAUGAUUUGCUGGUGGUACUGUGGAGGGACAGUUCGUCUCUUUCUUCUCCAAAAUUAACGUGAACAUAUGGUUUGUUAACAGGUUGUCCAUUACACCUUGUCCCAACCCUCGAUUGUCAUCUUGAAGCAAUCUUCUGUCUUGCAUAAUCUAUUUGUAAAGCUCUGCUUAGAAUCUAUUAUGUAUUGUACAAUCUAUUCAUAAGAAUUUUUUUAAAAUAUUAUAUAUUACAUUCAAUCUAUGUCUCAGUAAAUUUUCCUGAAGAAACUUA
Messenger RNA from Odontomachus brunneus, 1743 nucleotides. RefSeq names its product N-alpha-acetyltransferase 40 (gene Naa40). Bases 309 to 866 code for a protein of 185 amino acids. Gene Ontology annotation, cellular component: nucleus. Gene Ontology annotation, molecular function: histone H4 acetyltransferase activity; histone H2A acetyltransferase activity; protein N-terminal-serine acetyltransferase activity. The transcript has 5 exons. The record is from RefSeq and is a predicted model, not a curated record. Lineage: Eukaryota; Metazoa; Arthropoda; Insecta; Hymenoptera; Formicidae.